UUUCUGUCAGAACUGUUAGGAGGAAAAUAUUUUUAAAUAAAACGAGAAGUCGAAAUGAUCAAUAAAAUGUCUACUUUCAAGGACUGUAUACGGAAAUUCGCAUAUUAUGUCCCUGCAUAUAACCCUCCUGACAUACAAGAUACAAAGAAAUUACGCGAAUUUAUUAGCAGGCAUGAGAAACUUCUUGUAUUAACAGGCGCAGGAAUCUCUACUGAGUCUGGUAUACCAGAUUACAGAUCCGAAGGGGUUGGUUUAUACGCUCGCAGUAAUCACAAACCAGUACAAUACCAGGAGUUUGUCAAGUCUUCCAAAGUCAGACAGAGGUACUGGGCACGAAACUUUGUCGGUUGGCCGCGAUUUAGUUCUAUACAACCAAAUAAUAAUCACUUUGCAAUUAGAGAACUAGAAAAGAAAGGCAAGGUUACAGCUAUAGUAACACAAAAUGUGGAUAGACUUCAUCAGAAGGCUGGUUCGGAGAAUGUCAUUGAGCUUCACGGCUCCGGAUAUCUUGUUAAAUGUCUCAGUUGUUCCUAUGAGAUAUGCAGACAUAAAUUGCAAGAAAUAUUAGAUACAAGAAAUCCCGACAUAAAAAAUAAUUUCUCAAUGAUCAGACCAGAUGGAGAUGUUGAAUUAUCUAAAGAAGAUGUAGAGAAGUUCCAGCCCCCGACUUGCCCAGAAUGCAGAGGACCUUUGAAACCUGAUAUUGUAUUCUUUGGUGACAAUGUUCCAAAACCAAGGGUGGAGUUAGUCAGAAGUCAUGUUUCCAAAAGUGAUGCUGUGUUUGUCCUUGGCUCAAGUUUAACAGUCUAUUCAAGUUAUAGAAUAAUUUUGCAAGCAAAAGAGGAAAAUAAGAAAGUUGUUAUACUAAAUAUAGGACCAACCCGAGCAGAUGAGCUAGCCGAUUUGAAAAUUUCAACCAAAUGCGGAGAUGUGUUAAUGGAAAUAUGUAAUAAUUCUAUAUAGCCAAAAUUGUAUAAAACUUGUAAAAUAACUUGUUGGGUAUUGGUAAUAUACUAUCCCAAUAAAUAUAAAUUUUAUUAUUAUA
This is a messenger RNA of Aricia agestis (brown argus), 1045 nucleotides long. RefSeq names its product NAD-dependent protein deacylase Sirt4 (gene Sirt4). The transcript is spliced from 4 exons. NCBI's taxonomy places the organism in Eukaryota, Metazoa, Arthropoda, Insecta, Lepidoptera, Lycaenidae. The coding region runs from base 55 to 963 and encodes 302 amino acids. Gene Ontology annotation, molecular function: NAD-dependent protein lysine deacetylase activity; NAD+ binding. The record is from RefSeq and is a predicted model, not a curated record.